UGGACAGUGUGUCAUCAACGAACAGCAUCGGAAGGAACAAAGCAACCAACCUCAGGGAGUCAUCAUGAGUCGAAGCCCGGAAAGGAUCUCCUCGUACCGGCGCCACUUCGAGGGCGCUCUGGCUGCCUCCUCCUCCACCUCUCUCCAGGUGCGCGUCUCCAGCCCGUCUCCAACGCGCAGGGACAACCGCACUCGCUCGGCCAGCUCCACCAGCUACGGCCGCAACGGCACCAUGGGACGGAGAGCGAUGUCCGGCUCCCGCAGAAUGGCUGGUGGCGCUAGCAUGGGUAGCAUGGGUGCUCUGUGUGUUGGCAUGGGAGGUGUGGACCUGGAUGCCGCGGCCGCUGAGAACCAGGCCUUCAUGAGCACCCGCACCAGCGAGAGGCAGGAGAUGGUCACUCUCAAUGACCGUCUGGCCGUUUACAUUGAGAAGGUGCGCUCCCUGGAGUCCCAGAACAAGCUGCUUGAGGCAGAGAUUGAUGCUAUCCAGAACCGCUACACCAAGCCGUCUGGCCUGCGUAAGCUGUAUGAGGAGCAGCUGCGUGAGAUGAUGAGAGUGGCCGAGCAGAUGAGGAUGCAGAGGGAUCUGGCCUUUGCUGCUAAGGAUGCCAUGGCUGGUCAGCUGGAGAUGCUGAAGGUCAAGUAUGAGGAGGCUGUGGAGGCCAGGAAGAAGGUUGAGAUGGAUAUUGUAGCAUUCCGCCCGGAUGUUGAUGCUGCCACUGCUGCCCGCAUUGCCCUGGAGAAACAACUGGACAACCUGGAGCGUGAGCUGGAGUUCUUGCAGAGGCUUCAUAAGCAGGAAAUUGAAGAACUGAUGGCUCAGAUCUACGGUGGCAUGUCUAAAGUGGACGUGGAGUUCGCCCUGCCCGACCUGUCGGCUGCGCUCAAGGACAUCCAAGCACAAUACGACAGCAUCGCCGCCAAGAACCUACAGGAAAUGGAUUCUUGGUACAAGAACAAAUUCCAGGACAUGAAUCAAAAGUCAACAAGGCACGUGGAUAGAUCACGGAGCGUGAGAGAGGAGAUCACAGGGGCGAAGAGAGAUAUUGCAAACAAGGAACGUGACCUGGAGGCACUUAAGACUAGGAAUGAGGGAUUGGAGGCUCAGAUCCGUGAGGCCCAGGAACGCUACAAGAAGGAGGAGGAAGACCUCCUGGCCAGAAUUGAGGCUGUGAAACUGGAACUGCAGGGCAUCAAAUCAAAGAUUGCCAUGAUGUUGAAAGAAUACCAGGACCUGCUCAAUUUGAAGAUGUCCUUGGAAAUUGAGAUCACCACCUACAGGAAGUUGAUUGAGGGUGAGGACCUUCGUCUGGACACCAUGGUGCGGCAUGGUGGCAUGUCUCUGAUGGGCAGCGGCAUGGGUGGUGGCAUGGGAGGUGGCAUGGCUACCAUGGGCGCUGGGGGAAUGGGCAUGAGUGGUCGUGGGAUGAGUGCUGGCGGUGUUAUGAAUGGCAGUGCCAUGGGUAUGGGUAUGGGCGCCGUGAGUGGCAGCGCUAGUGGAAAAAGUGCCAGUGCCGGUGCCAUGAGUGCCAGCAUGGGCGCCGUUGGCAUGGGCACUGAUAUGGUUGGAGGCGCCGCUAUGGCAAGUGGUACAAGUUCAUCCAUGAGCGCCACCCAGACAGCGGGGUCCAUGGAGAUGGAAUCCAAGACCAUGUCCUCCACCAAUGGAGCGAUAUCCAUGUCUACCAACAGCAAGGCGGAGUUCUCCGAGGCGGUGGAGACGACCGAGAGGAAGACCCUCCUGAUCAGAACAGUUAAGACUGAUGAGGAUGAGAUUCUGAGCGACACACAGGAACGCACCUUCACAAUCUCUGGAGCAGCCGACGACCUGUAGGAAGAAGGAACACCCCCCCUCCCCCAAUGAAGCCUGCAUCCAUGACAACCCUCCUAUAUCCCCUACAUUCCUCCUCGGUGUCGGUUGGUUGGCUCCUUGCCACGACUAACCUGUAAACCUGCUUCAUUUCUCCUGUGGGUCCUCUCCUCCUAUGACACACCAUGCAAAGAAAAUAAUACAAUAAACAAACCUGCAAAUUA
Alosa alosa (allis shad) is the source of this 2034-nucleotide messenger RNA. RefSeq names its product glial fibrillary acidic protein-like. The record is from RefSeq and is a predicted model, not a curated record. Bases 65 to 1834 code for a protein of 589 amino acids. Gene Ontology annotation, cellular component: cell-cell junction; Z disc; sarcolemma. Lineage: Eukaryota; Metazoa; Chordata; Actinopteri; Clupeiformes; Clupeidae. The transcript is spliced from 11 exons. Gene Ontology annotation, biological process: skeletal muscle organ development.